CGAAGUCGAGUCAGGAAGAAAAGUGAAUGCUUGACGGCGCUAAACCGUACCAAACUGUUUCAGAAUCGAAGCCAUUGGUGACCGGAUAUCCGUGAUUUAAAAAGUUUUUCGAUUAAAGUACAUUCUUGUUAAAGAAAGGUAUUCAAAAACCACCUUUUCAUUAAACCAGAAAGCAGCCACAGAGGAGUGUAUAUGUGUGCGUGGAAGCUGAACUGGAACGAAACAUCCGCUUGAAAACGACAAGCAUUAAUGGGUGCGCGUGUGUGCGUCAGCGAAUGUCAGCAUAAACGCACACACUGAAAGAAUCACUACUGGAGGGUGACUAAUUUCAUGUGAAUUUGCCGUUUCGUCAGGGAAGACUACGAGUUGGCUACGAGGAGGAGACAAACAAAAGACUGCUAUUGCGGGCGUAAGAAUCGGGGUGUGAAAUUUUGUUCGCAAAAGCGUGAGUUUCUCGUGAAAGAAACAGACGGAGUAAACGAUGGAAACGCUCUCAAACUUUGGGCAAGUGGCCCUGAAAUGGGACCCGAAAAAUUUAGAAAUUCGUACGAUGUCGGUGGAGAAAACGCUGGAACCACUGGUGCUGCAAGUGACAACGCUCGUUAGUACGAAGGGUCCGAGCAAAAAGAAAAAAGGCAAAUCGAAACGCGCUAGUGCCCUGGUGGCAGCAGUCGAGAAGGCAACCGAUAUCUUCAUUGAGAGGGGCGAGCAAAUCGCUUACGAAAAUCCGGACAUCACGCAGGAGAUGCUGUCAGCCGUGGAGGAGGUACGCAAAACAGGUUCCGCUAUGAGCAUUGCGGCCCGCGAAUUUUCAGAGGAUCCGUGCAGCUCGUUAAAGCGCGGAAACAUGGUCCGAGCCGCCCGCAACUUGCUGUCGGCCGUCACCCGACUGCUAAUUCUGGCCGACAUGGUAGAUGUCCACUUGCUGCUGAAAUCGUUACACGUAGUCGAAGACGAUCUGGACAAGCUGCGCAACGCAUCUUCGCAAGACGAGCUUAUGAACAACAUGCGCCAGUUUGGACGGAAUGCGAACGAGCUGAUCAAGCAGGCGGCGAAGCGACAGCAAGAAUUGAAGGAUCCGCAGCUGCGGGACGAUUUGGCUGCGGCACGAGCCGUGCUCAAGAAGCAUUCGACUAUGUUGCUUACCGCGUCAAAGGUUUACGUACGCCAUCCAGAGCUCGAUCUGGCGAAGGCCAAUCGAGACCACAUCCUGAAACAGGUGUGCGAGGCAGUGCACACCAUAAGUGAUGUGGCACAGGGAAAAUCGUCUCAACCGCAGGACGUUUACGUCGGUGCCGGGGAACUGGCGGCUGCGCUGGAUGAUUUUGAUGAGGGCAUCGUUAUGGACCCCCGAGCGUAUAACGAAGUGCGUUCUCGACCGUCGCUUGAAGAACGAUUAGAAAGUAUCAUCAGUGCGGCAGCACUGAUGGCCGAUGCUGAUUGUACCCGGGACGAACGUCGCGAGCGAAUAGUUGGCGAAUGCAAUGCGGUACGACAAGCGUUGCAAGAUCUUCUUUCGGAGUACAUGUCCAACAUGGGCACAAAGGAUCGUACCAUGGAGUUGGAACGCGCAAUCAAGCACAUGUACCGCAAGACGAAGGAUUUACGGCGUCAGCUGCGUAAAGCUGUGGUCGAUCAUGUUUCCGAUUCGUUUCUCGAAACGAAUAUGCCGCUUCUUGACCUCAUCGAAGCGGCUCGUAGCGGUAAUGAGAAGGUGGUUCGCGAGCGCGCUGAUAUCUUCACCAAGCACGCGGAGAAGCUAGUGGAGGUGGCCAAUCUUGUGUGCAGCAUGUCUAACAACGAGGAUGGUGUCAAAAUGGUGCGCUACGCGGCCGAUCAGAUCGAAACGCUCUGCCCGCAGGUAAUUAAUGCGGCCCUGAUUCUUGCGGCACGUCCCAACUCCAAGGUAGCGCAGGAAAACAUGGAAGCGUACCGGUUGGCGUGGGAAAACCAAGUGCGCAUUCUGACGGAAGCAGUCGAUGAUAUUACGACAAUCGACGAUUUUCUUGCCGUCUCUGAGAACCACAUCCUGGAGGAUGUGAAUAAAUGUGUGUUGGCGUUGCAAGAGGGUGAUGCCCUUGACCUGCGCAACACGGCCGGAGCAAUUCAGGGUCGGUCGGCUCGCGUUUGCAACGUUGUCGAAGCAGAGAUGGACAACUAUGAGCCGUGUGUGUACACGGAUCGCGUGCUGGAGGCUGUAAAGGUGCUGCGCGAACAGGUGAUGGCUAAAUUUGCCCAGCGCGUUGAUGUGGCCGUCGAUGCACUGUCGUCCAAUUCUCCCAAGGACGUCGAUGAGAACGAUUUUAUCGAUGCGUCACGUCUGGUAUACGACGGGGUGCGAGAAAUUCGGCGUGCCGUUCUAAUGAACAGGAGCUCCGAUGAAUUGGAUACCGAUACGGAGUUCGAACCAGUCGAGGAUAUGACCGUUGAGACGCGGAGUAGAUCGAGCGCCCACACUGGAGAUCAAACCAUUGACGAAUAUCCUGAGAUUAGUGGCAUCACAACCGCUAGAGAAGCGAUGCGUAAGAUGAACGAAGAGGACAAGCAGAAAAUUAUGCAGCAGGUCGAAUUGUUCCGUCGGGAGAAGCUUACCUUUGACUCUGAGGUCGCGAAGUGGGAUGACACGGGUAAUGACAUCAUCUAUCUCGCUAAGCAUAUGUGCAUGAUAAUGAUGGAGAUGACCGACUUUACGCGUGGCCGUGGACCGCUCAAGACCACGAUGGAUGUUAUUAACGCGGCAAAGAAAAUCUCCGAGGCAGGUACCAAGCUCGAUAAGUUGACGCGCGAAAUAGCCGAUCAGUGCCCAGAAAGCUCAACCAAGAAAGAUCUUCUCGCGUACCUACAGCGUAUUGCUCUUUACUGCCAUCAGAUUCAGAUCACCUCGAAGGUGAAGGCUGAUGUGCAGAACAUUAGUGGUGAACUGAUCGUGUCAGGGGUAAUGCUGGACAGUGCGACUUCGUUGAUACAGGCGGCCAAGAAUCUGAUGAACGCGGUCGUCUACACGGUGAAAUACUCUUACGUUGCUUCCACAAAGUAUACCCGCCAGGGCACGGUUUCGAAUUACUCGCCAAUCGUCGUGUGGAAGAUGAAGGCACCGGAAAAGAAGCCUUUGGUUCGACCAGAAAAGCCGGAAGAAGUACGCGCCAAGGUUCGACGCGCGUCGCAGAAGAAAACACAAAACCCCGUUCAUGCGCUCUCCGAGUUCCAAAGCCCCACUGACGCGGUUUAAGUAUAUAACGCCAAUGCGUUUAAUAUAAGCUAAAUUAUUUUCCCAUUUCAAGCACACUCAAAUACGCAAAAGACAAAACACCUCAGCCGCACAGGUUGUCUAACCUCUACAGCAGGUUUACCACCGGUGCACCAUUGAAGAGAUAGAGUAGGUUUUUAUGAUUAGUAUAUUGUUAAUAAGGAAAAAGAAUUCAAAAGCCAAUGUCACGGUGUUUGUUCGACUUGUGAUUAAACUAUCAGGUGGUGACCGAGCUUUAGGUAAGGGAGAGGACCUACACGAAUUGAUAAUGUUAAUCAAAAUUCUGCAACGAAUUGUGGUGCGAACCUACACCCACCCACGCACACACUGUAAUCCCACUACAAGGCCUCUAUUUGGCAAAUCGUCAUUUUAUCCAUUUUUCAUAUUAAGUAUUUUUUAUUUAUUGUUUUCGCGUUAUUCAUCCAUUGAAACAUCUAUAGUUGUGAUUCGCGUAUGAUGGUGAGAAAUAUUAAAGUCAAAAAAGGAAUGCGGAUGAAAUAAGGAGCGAAGGGAAGUGUCACUUUUAAAAUUUACCUUUAUGUGAAGUAUGUUUUAUCAGUAUUUUUUACACACCAUUUGAUUAUUACAAUUUGCACACAGACGAGCGGCACACAGAAAAAUGUGAGAAUAUGUGAGAUGUAACACGGAUAAUGUAUUUGAAAUGGAGCCAUGCGAUGGUGUGGUCUGGUAAAAUAGCAUCGCAGUUUGAAGUGUUUUGGAAAAGAAUGGUUCGCGGCUCCACACGUCGUCACAGAGUAUCUAACUGAGGAUGUAAGCUUUUCCCCGUUUUCUGCUGCGAAUCGAGUUGAAUUGACUGGCGCAUAAAGUAGGAAAUCUCAAAAGCUCAAAAGUGAUGAACAAAUGAACUAAUAGUUUCCUGUUUACAGUCAUAGCAUUGUCGCGUUUUACAGUAACAGAGUACCGUUCGGAAGCCGUCAUCGGUCAUUGGUUGAAGAAAGGUUUGUUAUAAACUACAUUACCGAACGUGACCGUUGAUAAAUGGACUAUAGGAAGUUUGUUAGGGUUUACAAAACCUUGAUUAUAGCGGAUUACUAGGACGACGCUUUCGAAUACACUCCUCACCACCACCACCUCAAUUCUCACAGAUGCAAUUCAUACUCCAAAUUCGUUAGACAACUGUACGUAUAGCCAAUUCAAAAAUCGUAACCUAUAGUUUCCUGCAUACAUUUAUAUUACUACGGACAUAUGCUAUAUAUAUAUAUACAAAAUACUGUAUAAUCAUAAUCCUUUAAUGGGGCGAAAAUGUGCAUUUUAUCGGAUGUUCAUGGAUGUCUUCACUUUGGCGAUGGUUUUCGCAUUGGAGAAGACUUUGAAAAGAAACACCGAGGUCUAGUUCCAUUCCUCUCUCUUUUAAACAAAAUAUAAUCCAUUUGGAAUCCCAUCGAAAAGUGACGCCUAUGUGUCUUCGGGAUGAAGGCAGAAAAUGAGCAAGCGAAAUCUACAUGACAGAAGGAAACGCCGUCGAUAGUUGAUAAAACCGCUACCU
Anopheles bellator is the source of this 4754-nucleotide messenger RNA. It is a transcript of the gene alpha-Cat, whose product is annotated as catenin alpha. Gene Ontology annotation, biological process: cell-cell adhesion; cell migration. NCBI's taxonomy places the organism in Eukaryota, Metazoa, Arthropoda, Insecta, Diptera, Culicidae. Gene Ontology annotation, molecular function: cadherin binding; actin filament binding; structural molecule activity. The transcript has 10 exons. Gene Ontology annotation, cellular component: adherens junction; catenin complex; actin cytoskeleton. The coding region runs from base 482 to 3229 and encodes 915 amino acids. The record is from RefSeq and is a predicted model, not a curated record.